Molecule: messenger RNA, 4437 nt
Organism: Rhinopithecus roxellana (golden snub-nosed monkey)
Lineage: Eukaryota; Metazoa; Chordata; Mammalia; Primates; Cercopithecidae
Product: cuticle collagen 1-like
Exons: 2
Coding region: 1-561 (186 amino acids)
Source: RefSeq, a predicted model, not a curated record
AUGGCAGGCGCUCCAGCGGGCAACAGGAGGUCACCAGCGAGGUCGCCAGCAGCUCCAAUUCCCCGGGGUCCCAACGCACCUUCAGGAAAACCCGACAGCAGGCAGGUCGCGGGCUCUAGCUGUUUUCCCGCGAUACCCGGGCGGUCGGCAGCGACUUCCGGCGCCCUCGGCCGCAGCCCAGGAUCCUUUGCGCCUUGCGGUAGCCCGGGGCCGCCCGGGGCUGCCCAGGGCUGCGGGCUCCAGGUACCCAGAGCCCUGCGACCACAUGAAAGGCCCGGCGUUCAGCACCCGCCAACCACCGCCAGCUGGUUUCUAACUACACCGCCGGGGCCUCCAUGCUUCUCAGGGACCAGCCUUCGAAGUGCCGCCUUACACCCGGGGCCUGCCCACCGGGCGGGCGCGGAUGGAGCUCCUGGUCCACAUUGGGGAGCUCACAGUUGUUCCUGCCAGAUGAGGAAAAUGAAGCCCAGAAAAAUUGAGAUCACCCAGGGACAGAGCCUGGAUUUGAACUUAGGUCAAGCCCACUACAGAGAGUACACAUGCUUCACCACCACGCUGUAACCUUCCCACUUGGGACUGUUUGAGCCCACUAAACAAGUCCCUUUAGAGAAACUCAACUCUAAGACAGCUCUUAGAACUACCUCAAAGAAGUUCCUUUUGGCAAGAAGAUAGAAAGCCUGGAUGGGACUGGGAUUGUCUGAUUUCCAAGGCCCCUUCAGAGGAUCAAAAAGUGGUGCCAGAAACCUUCACAGUUUCAGUCUUGUGUUUCCCUGCCUGGCUCGAAACUGCUCAGCAAAGAGAAUGAGAAAAACUAUUUUCCCAGGGAAACACUCACCUCUAGCUUGAGACUGGGGCUUGCCUUGACACGCCAAAGUAAGAUCGUCAGCCCAUUCAUUUACCCUUACAAAUUGCUCUGUGAAUCCCGGUGCCGGGCUCCCCGCUCUUCCCCCUCCAGGAAACCCCAUCCAGCCUCCACGCCCCGAGAGCGGCAGGUAUCCACCGAUGUUUACUCACUCAAGUUCAUUCGACAUCUUCCUGCUCCCAGGCUCCGACGAUCAGCACUGAGGCUCUGCUGACCGCUUGUCUCUAAUUCUUGCCUGACACAGACAUUCUCUGCCCAGGGAAGUGUUUGAUUUAUGUUGAGGUUUGGGUGUCGAGAUUUUGCUGACAGGUAGGUUCCCAGCAGCGCUGGCGCCGAUUGGCUACAGGUACAGGUGCCCGCGACUGGAGGUAUACCUCAACAGGUGCAGCUGUUAACUCUUAGCCCGCCGAGGAGGGCGGAGCUAUGGGGGACUGGCUGGGUGGAGCUGGCCAAUUCCUUCCUUGGUGAGGGGGUGGGGGGUGGAGAUGAGGGAGGAGGGAUGAAGAAAAAAAUGUUGGAAAGAAGCAAGAUAACUAGAGGAAAAGUACAGGGACAAACAGAUAACUUGGCUUAAAGGAAAACUUGAUUCCUGUUUCUAGCCGUCCCAGAUACCCAGAAACAUCCCCACCCGCACGUUUCUUUGCCCCCUCCUUCUGUACCACUGGGGAAUUCUCAAAGGCGAGAGCAACUUUUCCCAGGUACAUCUUUGUAUAAGUUCCCUUUUUUUCGGUUUCCCCUUUAAGAUAAUACUUAUAAAUAAUCUUUUACAGUUACUCAAGUGACUUCUUUUGGUUCUUAGAGUAACCCACUGUGAUAGAUUUAUUAUCACUUCCCCCUUCCUCUUCAACACACAUUUUACAGAUGAGGGAGGAAAUGGAGACCAGAGAGGCAAAGUGCCUUGCCCAAGGGCACAGCUAGCAAGGUCCCAGCCCAGAUCCAAUCUGCGGUCAUCUCACUCCAAGUCUGGCUGCCCCUUGGGCUGAAGUCAGUGGCCUCAAUUCAGCAGACAUCCAUUGAGUACCUGUUGUGUGCCAGACCUACUCUGGGUUCUGGAGAAACUGAGGCCAGAAAAACAGGGUUACUGUUCUAGAGGAGUUUACAAGAGUUAAACAAGGGUUUAUCUGGGGAUGAUGUGUGUUGGUGGCAGGGGGUGGGGGAGUAAAGGAGACCAGGCUUUUAUUGGGUGUGAAGGGGGUGUGGGCAAGCCACAUAUCUCUGCUUAGCACAGAAGGGAUAGAAAAGUUGAAGGUGCCUCCGAAGCCUCAGCCAGCUGGUCAUUUCACAGGCGCCAAGUACUUCGUUCUGUAUGGGGAACUUGGGAGAAAUUCAAUGCCUGAUAGAUGAAGUAAUUGUGGAGUAAUUGCUGUGAGCUGUCUUCUAUGAAGAACAAGCUUGGUAAACCCCAGAAUAUCCACAAACACAAACAGGAGAAUGUUAGAGCUUUUUAAAGAGCUUCUUCCAGGAUUAGUUUGAAAUUAAAUCUAAGCCAGAGAUCUUGGCAUCUUUGUUUCCCUCUCUCUCUCUUUCAAUUCUCCCCUCCCCCACCCUUCCCUUUUUGGCAAAUUAUCUCUUUGCUGUAUCUUCCUGGGAACCUCGACUUGGCCCACUCCUCUCUCUCUCUUCUCUGGGAACGGCAAAUGAGGUUUCAGCUACUCCUGCCAAUUUAUGGAGGUUUUUCAGGGUAAAGUCGGAAUUCAAAGGAGCCCUCUUGGGGUGGGGUCAGGGCUCUGGAGAGGGGGUACUGGGUUUGAGAACUCUGGGAGGUUGGUUUCUCCCUGGAGGCUGUGUUGGGGGAAGCCCAGGGGACCCUAAUAAAUAAUAGUAAAUAAUUGCUAAUAAAGCCACCUCCUCAGAACAGCUCUCUUCAGUCACCCUUGUAAAUAAAGUAGACAUUCAAUCACUCUGGAUCACACUACUGUUUGUUCUCUGCAGAGCCCUUAUGACUUAUGAUAUAAUGUAAUAUGACCUAUGAUAUUUUUCUAAUUGUUUAUUGUCUUUCUUCCCUUCCUCUGGAAUGUAAACUCCGUAAGAGCAAAGACUUUGUUUCGCUCACUGUGGAAUCUCCAGUGUCUAGCACCUAGUAGGUGCUUCAUAUACCACAGGCACCGGGCAUUGUGCUAAGCCUUUGCAUGCAUUGUCUCACCUAAUCCUUACAGCAACCCUGGGAGAAAGACACUUUUGAUAUCUCCAUUUUAUAGAUGAGGAAACUGCGGUACAGAAUACUGAAGUAAACUACUCAAGCUGCAGAGCUAGGCGGUGGUAAAGCUAGAGCUGGGAUUUAAUCCGAGAGCAGAGCCUGGGUACCCAACCACUUCACAGAGGUUAUUGGUGGCCGAAGGGCUAUUUGGUGCCAACUGUAACUGCAAAACUUGUUGCAGUCCAAAGGAUGGCACACUCCUCUGUAUGUACCUGUCUGCCCACCUCUUGGAAGGCUGUGGAGUUUCUGUCAGCCGUGUUGCAACCCACAGGUGAAGGGCUGUGGGGUGACUCAUGCUGGCUGGGCUCAGGGGAGGCUGGGAUUCCAGGUGGCGUGUCUGUGCUCGCUAGGCUUUUAAAAAUGGUUCCUCUCCCUCUGCCUCUAGGUCUUGCCUCUUUCAUCAACUGUACCCAUCUUCAGAGAUCAGCAGAGACCCAAAUCACAGGGCAGAGGGUUUCUAUGUCUCCACACACAGGAAGGCCACAGAAGUAUCCUGGAUGGGAUAGAAGGACUGGUGGUCUGGGCUAGGUAGGCAGGGAUGCCAUGAGCCAGUUUGUAAGGUCACCAGACCCCUCAAUAGGAGUUACACCUCCCGGGCAGGAGGUACAAGUGCUGUUCCAGGCCUUCAUCCCAACAACCCAGAGAUGCCAGGCCUUUAAAGAGAUGCCCCCAUGCUUUGUUGCUGCCCCCUUCCUGCUCCCGUGGGGCUAAGCAAGGCUGGCACCUACUUCCCCUUCAUGGAUCAGCACAGCUCUUGGUUCCUCUGCAGAGGAGAUUUAAAACAGAACAGCUAUUCCAAAAACAAAACAACAAAAUAAAGUUUAAAAAAACAUAAACAGAGACCAGCCGAUUACAUGUAACAUAAUAAUUAUAUCCACAAUAACGACAGUAAAUAAUGAGGGCUGCUGUUUAGUUAGCGUUUGUAUUUUGCAAGCACUGUGCUAAGACUUACCUAUGUGAUAAGAUAGUAUUGUUCUGAGACUCACAGGCCUCCUUUCAAAUCUCAGCCCAACCACCUACUAGCUACAUGAUGUCAGGCAAGUGGCUAUAGCUCUUUGAGCCUCAGUUUCCUCACCUGUAAAGUGUAUAUAAAAACUGUAUUCCCCCCUUAUGGGGUUAUUGUGAGGAGAAAAUGAGAUAAUGCGUGUGAAGCACAUUAUCUGUACCUGGCAUCUAGCACUCAAUACUUGUUAGAAAAGCCUUUUUUUUUUCUUAUUUCUCAUUUAAAUCUAACGAGGACGGUAUUAACCUUAUUUCACAAGUGAAGAAACUGAGACUCAGAGGUUAAAUGAUUUGUUGGAAGUCAAAAGUUAGCUGGGUGCAGUGGCUCAUGCCAAUAAUUCCAGCACUUUAGGAGGCAGGCAGAUCACUUGAGAUC